Molecule: messenger RNA, 729 nt
Organism: Carica papaya (papaya)
Lineage: Eukaryota; Viridiplantae; Streptophyta; Magnoliopsida; Brassicales; Caricaceae
Product: Calcium-binding EF-hand family protein
Molecular function (GO): calcium ion binding
Source: RefSeq, a predicted model, not a curated record
AAAAAUACUGAAUUAUCAAAUGGCAAAACACUAUAUGGAAGAAAUGCGAGAGGCAGCCAUAGGCUACUACAACAACUUAAAGCCGGAGCUUCAACGUCAAGCUCACAGGUUUUUCCGGUCGAUGGACCGGAACGGCGAUGGCCGGGUAAACUACAACGAGUUCAUUUAUUUCCUGAACCAGAGGGGGUAUCACUGGGUUCAUCCCAACAUGUUUUUGGAACUCGACAAAAAUCGAGACGGCGCACUGGAUUUCUACGAAGUUCUGACAUUCUAUUACAUCGUCAAGACUAGGAAUGUUUGGUGUCAGAAUUGCAGGUUGUGGCUCAAAGGUCUGUACUUCACGUGCGUCACUUGCUUUGAUGAUUCUGCUCGGGGCGGCGCCGGCGGUACUUGCGAUCUCUGCGUGCGGUGCUAUCAGCAGCGAGCGGUGCAUCGCUACCAUAGCCACCAUGACAUUUUCGUCGACAACUACACGCUGCUCCACUGUAAAAGAUCGUCUUCUCAUCAUGCGCCUGCUGCUAAUGUCAAUCUCCAGGUAAUUAAUGCACAACCAGAACAAGAAGAAGCUUCAUCUCGGAGGGUCAACGAGCGUAUUGGGUGGAUAGAGACUUUUCAAGCACUGGAUGUUGGGAUCACUCUGGCUUUCCUUGCAACCACAGUUGGUUGCAGCAUUAUGUGAUGCCUUUGAUCCAUAUGAUGUUAUAAAAAACAAUGGAAGAUUGAGUUACA